UUAUAUAUGAUUGCAGAAGCUUUUUAGGGUUUAAAGAGAGGGAGAAGGGAGAGUCAGUGGGAGAGAUUUUUAUUUACACGUUUCGCUGCUGGAUCGAGUCCCACGUCUGUAGCAUUACCAUACUGAUUACUGAACAUCAUUGUUUGUUUUAUCGGAAAAAGUUAUCUCCUUUGGAAAUCUGGGAUCUUUCAACUAUUGGGUAACCCACCUUCAUCGGAUCGGUACUUCAUGGCAAAAUUAAGUUCCGCUGAUGGCAGGACUAGAAGUUCUGUGCAGAUCUUUAUAGUGGUGGGUCUUUGCUGUUUCUUCUAUAUAUUGGGUGCAUGGCAGAGGAGCGGUUUUGGAAAGGGAGAUAGCAUAGCUGUGGCGAUUACUAAGAAUAAUGCAGACUGUAGUAUAGUACCUAAUUUAAGUUUUGACUCUCAUCAUGGUGGAGAAGUUAGCAAAAUUGAUGAAUUUGAGUCCAAACCUAAGGUUUUUAAACCAUGUAAAGAUCAUUAUACUGAUUACACCCCUUGCCAAGAUCAAAAGCGUGCCAUGACCUUUCCUAGAGAGAACAUGAAUUAUCGGGAGAGACACUGCCCUCCUGAGGAAGAGAAGUUACAUUGUUUGAUCCCUGCACCCAAGGGAUAUGUAACUCCAUUUCCUUGGCAGAGUCGUGAUUAUGUUCCUUAUGCAAACGCACCCUACAAGAGCCUGACAGUCGAAAAAGCUAUUCAGAACUGGAUUCAAUAUGAGGGAAAUGUGUUCAAAUUCCCUGGUGGUGGCACCCAAUUUCCUCAAGGUGCCAAUAAAUAUAUCGAGCAGAUUGCUUCUGUUAUUCCUAUAAAUGAUGGCACAGUGAGGACAGCAUUAGACACUGGUUGUGGGGUGGCCAGUUGGGGUGCAUAUCUUUGGAGCAGAAAUGUUAUCGCCAUGUCAUUUGCACCAAGGGACAAUCAUGAAGCACAAGUACAAUUCGCUCUUGAAAGGGGUGUGCCUGCUGUCAUAGGUGUUCUGGGUACCAUAAAGAUGCCUUAUCCAUCUGCAGCCUUUGAUAUGGCUCAUUGUUCUCGUUGCUUGAUACCUUGGGGGUCAAAUGAUGGAAUGUAUAUGAUGGAAGUUGAUCGUGUUCUCAGACCUGGCGGUUAUUGGAUUCUUUCGGGUCCCCCAAUUAACUGGAAAGUCAAUUACAAUGCCUGGCAGCGGCCUAAGGAGGAACUUGAAGGAGAGCAGAGAAAGAUUGAGGAGAUUGCUAAGCUCCUUUGCUGGGAGAAGAAGUCUGAGAAGGCUGAAAUUGCUAUUUGGCAGAAGACUGUAGACUCUGAAACUUGUCGUAGAAGACAGGAAGAUUCUAAUGUUAAAUUCUGUGAAACAACAGAUGCUGAUGAUGUCUGGUAUAAGAAAAUGGAGGUCUGCAUUACUCCCACUAGUAAUGGUUCGGGGAGAGAUCUUAAACCAUUUCCCGAAAGACUGUACGCCAUCCCACCUAGAAUUGCUAGUGGCUCUGUUCCUGGAUUUUCUGCUGAUACAUAUCAGGAUGAUAACAAAAAGUGGAAAAAGCAUGUAAAUGCUUAUAAGAAAAUCAACAGACUCUUGGAUUCUGGAAGGUAUCGCAAUAUUAUGGAUAUGAAUGCUGGUUUAGGUAGCUUUGCUGCUGCAAUUCAAUCUUCGAAGUUAUGGGUUAUGAAUGUUGUGCCAACUAUAGCUGAGAAAAACACCCUGGGUGUCAUAUAUGAGCGAGGACUGAUUGGCAUCUAUCAUGACUGGUGUGAAGCCUUCUCCACAUAUCCAAGGACGUAUGAUCUCAUUCAUGCCCAUGGUCUCUUUAGUCUAUACAAGGACAAAUGUAAUGCAGAUGAUAUUCUUUUGGAGAUGGACCGGAUUUUGCGGCCUGAAGGUGCUGUCAUAUUUCGCGAUGAAGUUGAUGUCCUAAUCAAGGUAAAGAAAAUAGUUGGUGGCAUGCGAUGGGAUACUAAACUGGUUGAUCAUGAGGACGGUCCCCUAGUCCCUGAGAAGAUUCUGAUUGCUGUGAAGCAAUACUGGGUUAUUGGUGACAAUUCCACGUCCACACAAUGAACACACAAGACAAAUUGAACGGCACAGGCUUGCCCGUUGGCUGCCAGUUUCUUUGCAUGAAUGAUCAUGUGACAGGUUUCAUUUAUGUUUUUUUCAUGAGCCAGUUUUGCUUAACUUAUCAUCACGACUGGCAUAGGGAAGGUACGCACAGGAAUUAUGCUUAAAUAUUCGCUUCUCCAAUGUUGUUGUUGUGGUUAAUUUAUUGGACCAGACUCAAAGCUCUGCUCUUGAGUUUUAUGAUAUUAGUCUUCUUUUCUUUUUAUCCUUGUCUAGGUUAAUUAUAUUGUUGUACAACGCUACUACAUCUGUAUGUCGAAAAGUCAAGCACAAUGCUGGCCUUUCUCAGCAAUUAAUUCUUUAUUUUUCUGACA
Messenger RNA from Neltuma alba, 2429 nucleotides. RefSeq names its product probable methyltransferase PMT2. NCBI's taxonomy places the organism in Eukaryota, Viridiplantae, Streptophyta, Magnoliopsida, Fabales, Fabaceae. Gene Ontology annotation, molecular function: methyltransferase activity. The record is from RefSeq and is a predicted model, not a curated record. Gene Ontology annotation, cellular component: trans-Golgi network; cytoplasm; endosome.